Strigops habroptila (Kakapo) is the source of this 871-nucleotide messenger RNA. Its product is annotated as AKT-interacting protein-like. The record is from RefSeq and is a predicted model, not a curated record. Lineage: Eukaryota; Metazoa; Chordata; Aves; Psittaciformes; Psittacidae. The transcript has 9 exons. The annotation marks the transcript as partial.
UGUGAUUAAUGUGGGGUAGUAAAUUGGGAAAUGAAGGCACUAGAGAGCAUAAUCAGUUGCAGGGUAUAAAACAGAGGAGCCUGAGGACACUCUGAAGACACUGAGAAGUUGCAGUUCUUUAUUUGGAAUACACGUUAUGAACCCUUUCUGGAGCAUGUCUACGAGUUCCGUGCACAAGAGAUCUGAUGCUGAAGAGAAAACUUUGAGCGGAGAGCUGCGAACCAGUCCUCUACAAGCCUCUACAAAGAAACAGUUGCCUUCUAUUCCAAAGAAUGCUGUGCCAAUAACCAAGCCUGCUUCACCUGCCACGUCAUCCCAGUCAACAGAUGGAACACAUGCUUCUUAUGGGCCAUUUUAUUUGGAGUAUUCCCUCCUUGCAGAAUUUACCUUGGUUGUAAAGCAGAAAUUGCCAGGUGUCUACGUGCAGCCAUCUUACCAAUCAGCAUUAAUGUGGUUUGGUGUAAUAUUCAUAAGACAUGGGCUCUACCAGGAUGGUGUGUUUAAAUUUACUGUCUAUAUUCCUGAUAAUUACCCAGAUGGAGACUGUCCGCGCUUGGUUUUUGAUCUGCCUGUCUUCCAUCCGCUAGUAGAUCCUUUAUCUGGUGAACUGGAUGUGAAAAGAGCAUUUGCAAAAUGGAGGCGAAAUCAUAAUCACAUAUGGCAAGUAUUAAUGUAUGCUCGCAGAGUCUUCUACAAGAUUGAUACAACUACUCCUCUGAACCCUGAGGCUGCAGUGUUGUAUGAAAAAGAUAUUCAUCUAUUCAAAAGUAAAGUGGUAGACAGUGUCAAACUAUGCAGCAGUCAUUUAUUUGACCAGGCCAAAAUAGAGGAUCCCUAUGCAAUCAUCAACCAAGACUUUAAAAACAUCUCA